This is a messenger RNA of Marmota flaviventris (yellow-bellied marmot), 1937 nucleotides long. RefSeq names its product cathepsin D (gene Ctsd). Gene Ontology annotation, biological process: proteolysis. Gene Ontology annotation, cellular component: lysosome. The record is from RefSeq and is a predicted model, not a curated record. Gene Ontology annotation, molecular function: aspartic-type endopeptidase activity. NCBI's taxonomy places the organism in Eukaryota, Metazoa, Chordata, Mammalia, Rodentia, Sciuridae.
UCCCCCGACUGCGCCGUCAUCCCGGCUAUAAGCGCGCGACCUUUGGGACUCCGCUCGGCUCCGACCCGGCCCCUGUCGCCAUGCAGCCCCCCAGCCUCUUGCUGCUCGCGCUCGGCCUGCUGGCCGCGUCCGCCUCGGCCCUCAUCAGAAUUCCCCUGUAUAAGUUCACGUCCAUCCGCCGGACCAUGACGGAGGCGGGGGGCCCCGUGGAAGGCCUGGUCGCUCAGGGCCCCAUCACCAAGUACUCCCUGCAGUCGUCAGAUGGGACCAAGGGGCCAGUUCCCGAGAUCCUCAAGAACUACAUGGAUGCCCAGUACUACGGGGAGAUUGGCAUCGGGACCCCCCCACAGUGCUUCACAGUCGUCUUUGACACCGGCUCCUCCAACCUGUGGGUCCCCUCCAUCCACUGCAAGCUGCUGGAUAUAGCCUGCUGGGUCCACCACAAGUACAACAGCGGCAAGUCCAGCACCUACGUGAAGAACGGCACGUCCUUUGACAUCCACUACGGCUCUGGCAGCCUCUCUGGGUACCUGAGCCAGGAUACUGUGUCGGUGCCCUGCAAUUCAGGUCCUUCAGCUCCAGGAGGCCUCAAGAUCGAGAGACAGAUCUUUGGGGAGGCCACCAAGCAGCCUGGCAUCACCUUCAUCGCAGCCAGGUUCGACGGCAUCCUGGGCAUGGCCUACCCCCGCAUCUCCGUCAACAACGUGCUGCCUGUCUUUGACAACCUCAUGGAGCAGAAGCUGGUGGACAAGAACGUCUUCUCCUUCUACCUGAACAGAGACCCCAGUGGGCAGCCUGGAGGGGAGCUCAUGUUGGGAGGCAUCGACUCCAAGUACUACAAGGGGUCCCUGUCCUACCUCAACGUCACCCGGAAGGCCUACUGGCAGGUGCACAUGGAUCAGAUAGAGGUGGCCAAUGGGCUGACCUUGUGCAAAAAGGGCUGUGAGGCCAUUGUGGACACGGGCACCUCCCUCCUGGUGGGCCCUGUGGAUGAGGUGAAGGAGCUGCAGAAGGCCAUCGGGGCUGUGCCGCUGAUCCAGGGAGAGUAUAUCAUCCCCUGUGAGAAGGUGGCCAGUCUGCCGAAGGUCUCGCUGCGGCUGGGAGGCAAAGACUACACUCUGUCCCCGGAGAGCUACACACUCAAGGUGUCACAGGGUGGGAAGACAAUCUGCCUGAGCGGCUUCAUGGGCAUGGACAUCCCCCCACCCAGCGGGCCACUCUGGAUCCUGGGUGACGUCUUCAUCGGCUCCUACUACACCGUCUUCGACCGGGACAACAACAGGGUGGGCUUUGCCGAAGCCACCAAGCUCUAGCUCAGCCCCUGCGCGCCAGCAGAGCUAUGGACCAGAGUCCAGUGGCAGGAGGCGGGCCAGUCCCCAGCACCCUGGCCCCUCCCCACUCACACACACACACUCAGCACCGUGCCCGCCUGCGCCGUCUCGCUCUUGCCCUGUGGUUCCCUCCUGGGUUCAGAAACACUGCCCGGCCAUGGAUCCGUCUCGCUCACCUGGAGCACCCAACCUGGGCUUGGUGGCUGCCGGGUGUGUGUGUCCUAGGAGCCCCUCCCCCAGCUCUGGCACCCGUGGCCACCCUGGCAGCACCUGCAAGUCUGAGUCCCCUCCCUGAGGCAGGCUGUCCUCAAGGGUCCUCCUCCAGAAAGCUGCCCCACAGGAGGCCCCUCUGCCCAGCCUGGGGUCACGCCAGCUCUGCUGCCCCUCGCCCCUGAGUGUCCUGGCUACAGAGGCCUGAAGACAAGAGGAGGCACAGAAAGACCAAAGCCAUCCUUGGGGACCUGUGGGGCACCUGGACUCUGUCACCACCUGGGGCAAGGGCCAGGGUGUCUGGGGCCAUGCUGGCCUUCCUUUGGUGACCUCUGCUGCCCUUCUCCUGGUCAGCCGAGAGCCACAGUUGACAUGAAAAUAUAGUUGUUGGGCCUA